AUGUUUCUUCAUCAUGUGAUUGAUAAAAAAACAUCAAAGUUUCUACGACCAAAAACACCCCUUCGUACACCCCUGUUUUAUGGCCUUCCCAAGAUUCAUAAGAUAGACACUCCCUUAAGACCAAUUGUUUCUGGUUGUGACGGACCAAUCGAUAACUUACCGUUCUUUAUCACAGAAUUUACUCAGCCAGUUGCUGAACAAUUACCAGCAUACUUUAAAGACACAAAACAUUUCCUUAAACUCCUUCAAUCUCAUGUACUAGAAACCAACAAUUACAUUCUUGUCACGGCUGAUGUUAUAUCUUUGUAUACAAACAUUCCUCAUCGCGAGGGCAUUGACGCUGUAAAAUUUUAUUUAAAGAGAGCACCGCCAUUUAACGGACCCAUUAAACGCCCACCUAUUGCUUUUAUUGACAUUAUAUUAGAAACAAUCCUAACCCACAGCAACUUUCAAUUUUCGACUGAUCAUUUUUUACAAUUAACAGGUACUACCAUGGGGACACGUAUGGCUCCACCCUAUGCUAAUCUAUUUAUGGGAAGAAUUAACGAGAAAAUAAUUGACCAAUUUUCAAUUUUCAAAAAGCUAUAUGGACAGUUAGAAACAACAAUAUACAAAAAGGCAACUGAUACAACAGCACUAUUGCAUUAUAAUUCAUUCCACCCCCCUCAUCAAAAAAGUAAUUUAAUAUAUAGCCAAGCGUUAAGAUACAAUAAGAUUAUAUCCAACAAUUACAACCUAAUAAAAGAGCUAAAACAAUUAGCACAAAUUUUAGUUAUACGAGGCUACCCUAUUCAAUCUAUUAACAAAGGUUUUAAACAAGCACUGCGACAUACACAACACGAACUUAUCUACAACAAAUAUAAAGAGGAAAGAGAGAAUUUUACCGAUAGUUACAACAUUUGGAAAAGUUGGAAAACUCAUAAAUAA
Molecule: messenger RNA, 927 nt
Organism: Hydra vulgaris (swiftwater hydra)
Lineage: Eukaryota; Metazoa; Cnidaria; Hydrozoa; Anthoathecata; Hydridae
Source: RefSeq, a predicted model, not a curated record